Tripterygium wilfordii is the source of this 2216-nucleotide messenger RNA. RefSeq names its product receptor-like protein 9a. The transcript has 9 exons. The record is from RefSeq and is a predicted model, not a curated record. Lineage: Eukaryota; Viridiplantae; Streptophyta; Magnoliopsida; Celastrales; Celastraceae. The coding region runs from base 9 to 2216 and encodes 735 amino acids. Gene Ontology annotation, molecular function: protein binding.
ACACAAAUAUGAAAAGUAUGGAACAUUUGAAAUGUUGGAGAGGAGUGGUGGUGACUAUGUUGGUGUUGCUACAUGGGUUGGGUUGGAGUACUGAUGGGUGUGUGGACCAAGAGAGGGAGGCUCUCUUACAACUCAAACUUUUCUUUUAUUACUUAAAUUGGCCAGAGAGUAGUAAUUCUUCAGACUGUUGUGAGUGGGAAAGGGUGGUGUGCAACGCCACUACUGGAAGAGUAACCAAACUCUCUCUUGUUGAUGCAGCAUGGGAUGAAAUGUCGUGGUAUCUUAACGCCUCAUAUUUUCUUCCCUUUGAACAACUCACAAGUCUCGACUUGAGCGGAAAUUAUAUACUUGGUUGUGUGGAGAACCAAGGAUUUGAAAUAUUGUGGUUGAGGCUGAGGAAAUUGGAGAUCCUUGACUUAAGUUGGAAUAAUUUCGAUGACAGCAUUAUAUCAUCUCUGAGUGGUUUUUCUUCUCUCAAUUCUCUUUAUUUAAGCGUUAAUGGAAUGGGAAGAACCUUAAAUAGCAACGGUCUUGAAAGUCUAUGGCGGUUGAGCAAUUUAGAGCUUCUUGAUUUGAGCUAUAACCAAUUCAACAACAGCAUGAUGUCGUCUUUACGUGGGCUUUCGUCCUUAAAAGUUUUAUAUCUCGGAUGGAACCAAUUAAGUGGAAUUAUUGAUAUGGAGGAUUUAAUUAAUCUAGCCAACUUGAAUACGUUGGAAAUGAUUGGAAAUGAGAUUACAGGCUUCAGAUCAUUUAAAGGUGAUUUGGAGUUCCUUGAUUUGACUCGUAAUCGUUUCAACAACAAUGUUUUUGCAUCUCUUAAUGGACUUUCACGUCUCAAGUUUCUAAAUUUAUCACAAAAUCAAUUGACAGGGUCAAUCCACCUUAAAGAGUUGGCAUGUUUGAGAAAUUUGGAGGAGCUACAACUAAACGGAAACAAGAUCGAAGAGAUUGUUGGCCCUCAAGACAAAACAACCUUGAACAAGUUAAAGGUGCUUGGCCUGGCAUAUCUCCAACCUAAUGGUAAAGGCGUUGUGCUAAAAUCAUUAGGGGGACUAUCAACUCUCAAGAAGAUUGAUCUUCGAGAAAAUAUUUUGAAUGAAACAAAUGCAUUUCAAGAUUUGUUUAAUUUGAGUAGACUGGAAGAAUUGUUUUUAGACCAUUCUAGCCUCCAUAAAGAUUUUCUCCGAGGUCAUGUUGGAUCUUCCACUUCUCUCAAAGUUCUUCAUUUGAGUAGUUGUGGUCUCAAGGGCACCCUACCCGAUCGAGGCUGGUGUGACCUAAAAAACUUGGAGGAUCUAAAUCUUAGUGACAAUGAACUUGAAGGAGCACUUCCACCAUGUAUGGCAAAUUUGUCAUCUAUUCAUAUUUUGGAUCUCUCUCACAACCAACUCACAGGAAAUAUUGCUUCCACUCCCAUACCCAACUUCAAGUCUAUUGAAUCUCUCUCACUUGGAUAUAAUCACUUUCAAGUAUCCCUCAAACCAUUCGCAAACCACUCAAGUCUAAAAACUUUCCAAGCUAAUGAUGGUAAUGAGUUGAUCGAUCAAGCUGCCUCUCACCCUUGGACUCCAAAAUUCCAACUAGAGGUAUUGAAGUUGUCAAAUUGCAUAACAAAGAAUUCAAAUGCAAGUUUUCUCAACUUCUUAUACCAUCAAUUCAACUUGAGAUAUCUUGACCUCUCCAGUUCAAAAUUUGGUGGAGCAUUCCCGAGUUGGUUGUUUGACAACAACACAAGAUUACAACAGAUUUACUUGAUGGAUAACUCAUUUUUGGGCCCAUUUCAAUUGCCAUCACAUCCUAAUCUAAAAGUUUAUGUGAUAGACAUAUCCCACAACAAGUUAGGGGUUCGCUUUUCGUCAAAUAUAUCUUUUGUUUUUCCAAAUCUAGUACUCUUAAAUAUAUCUAAGAAUUCCUUUCAAGGUACCAUCCCUCCAAAUUUGGGUGACAUAAAGUCCUUGGAAUUUUUGGAUUUGUCAAAUAAUCAACUUUCUGGAGAAAUAAAAGACCAAUUUUCUAACACUCCAUUGCAGCUCAUCAGACUCUCAAACAACAAUUUUUCUGGUUUCAUUCCUAACUUGUUUGAUCCUGUUAGUUUGAGCUUUUUAUUGUUAGAUGGCAAUAACUUUGUUGGAGAGUUAUCUGAUCUCUCAUCACUCAUGGGUUUGGUAUCAUUGGAUAUCAGUCGUAACUCGCUGUCAGGCAGGGUUCCGUAA